AUGAGGACAGAACUGUAUUUCCUUUCAUCUCAGAAGAAUCGCCCCAGCCUCUUUGGAAUGCCACUGAUUGUUCCAUGUACUGUGCAUACCCGGAAGAAGGACUUGUAUGAUGCGGUUUGGAUUCAAGUGUCUCGAUUAGCCAGCCCACUCCCACCUCAGGAAGCCAGUAACCAUGCUCAGGAUUGUGAUGACAGUAUGGGCUAUCAAUAUCCCUUCACUCUACGAGUUGUGCAGAAAGAUGGAAACUCCUGUGCUUGGUGCCCAUGGUAUAGAUUUUGCAGAGGCUGUAAAAUUGAUUGUGGGGAAGACCGAGCUUUCAUCGGAAAUGCCUAUAUUGCUGUGGAUUGGGACCCCACAGCUCUUCACCUCCGCUAUCAAACAUCACAGGAAAGGGUUGUCGAUGAGCAUGAGAGUGUGGAACAGAGUCGACAAGCACAAGCUGAGCCCAUCAACCUGGACAGCUGUCUCCGUGCUUUCACCAGUGAGGAGGAGCUAGGGGAAAAUGAGAUGUACUACUGUUCCAAGUGUAAGACCCACUGCUUGGCAACCAAGAAGCUGGAUCUCUGGAGGCUUCCCCCAAUCCUGAUUAUUCACCUUAAACGAUUUCAAUUUGUAAAUGGUCGAUGGAUAAAGUCACAGAAAAUUGUUAAAUUUCCUCGUGAAAGUUUUGACCCUAGUGCUUUUUUGGUACCAAGAGACCCGGCUCUCUGUCAGCGUAAACCACUCACACCCCAGGGGGAUGACCUCUCUGAGCCCAGGGUUCCGGGAGGAGACGUGAAGAAAGUGGAUGCUCAGAAUUCAGCUGGGGAAGAGGAUGUGCUCCUAAGCAAGAGCCCAUCUUCACUCAGUGCAAACAUCAUCAGUAGCCCUAAAGGUUCACCUUCUUCAACAAGAAAAAGUGGAACCAGCUGUCCCUCCAGCAAAAAUAGCAGCCCUAACAGUAGCCCUAGGACUUUAGGGAGGAGCAAAGGGAGGCUCCGGCUACCCCAGAUCGGCAGCAAAAAUAAACUGUCAAGUAGUAAGGAGAACUUGGUUGCCAGCAGAGAGAAUGGGGCUGGACAAGUUUGUGAGCUGGCUGAUGCCUCGAGCCGAGGGCACAUGCUGGGGGGCAGCCAAACUGAGCUGAUCACCCCUCAGGACCAUGAAGGAGCUCUGGCCAAUGGAUUUCUUUAUGAGCAUGAGGCAUGUGGCAAUGGCUACAGCAAUGGUCAGCUUGAAAACCACAGUGAAGAAGACAGCACCAAUGACCAAAGAGAAGAUGUUCAUGUUAAGCCUAUUUAUAAUCUAUAUGCAAUUUCGUGCCAUUCAGGAAUUCUGGGCGGGGGCCAUUAUGUCACUUAUGCCAAAAACCCAAACAGCAAGUGGUACUGUUACAAUGACAGCAGCUGUAAGGAACUUCACCCAGAUGAAAUUGACACCGACUCUGCCUACAUUCUUUUCUAUGAGCAGCAGGGGAUAGACUAUGCACAAUUUCUGCCAAAGAUCGAUGGCAAAAAGAUGGCAGACACGAGCAGCAUGGAUGAAGACUUUGAGUCUGAUUAUAAAAAAUACUGUGUGUUACAGUAGAGCUGCCGCUCUGGCUGCUAGGCAGGCUGGUGGUGAGGGGGACGGCUCCCUGUAGCUGACAUUUGGCAGAAGCGUCGCUGAAAGGCAAGCUAAAUGUAGUUAUUUUAUCCUGUGACCCUGAAGCACAAAAUAAAAAUCCUAAUUAAAAUAGCAGUUAACAUAACAGUAGUAAUACUUUGGUUUGGAAGUGUCUCACACGAGCUCUCUGGUAGAGAACUUUCAGACAGAGCCCACCAUUGGCCUGAAACAAAAGGGUUUGGCACCAGCCACCUGGGACCAAAUAAGAACUAAAUUGUGCUUGUCCAGAUAUAAACAAACAUGUAGUGAGUGUAGAGUUUACCAAUAACCAUAACAAAAUGCUAAGAAUUUCCUGGGAGUCAAAGUCAAACAAAAAAUUGUAGUGUUGUCUGGGGACGACAUGAUAUGCUACCUCCUUUUUCCUGAAGUUUUAUUCCAUUAUAUUGACAAGAUGGAGAAAGCAAGAUCAGAAGGUGUGCAAAGGAUUCUUCUGGCAUGGACACACAUUUUUCUAUUUAUUUUUAAAACCAUUUCCCCCACUCUUUCUAUGCCUCUCUUGCUUUUCGUUUCUGUUGUUGUGUUCGUGUUUGAGACACAACCAGUCAUUCGUGGCAGAGGCAUAUAGAAGUGGUCAGUUCGGAAGGGAGACUCUCUCAAGAGCUGUGUGCCUUCUACCCAGGGCCAUGGUCGGAGACCCUGUAGGGGGAAAAAAAGCAUCCUGGGAAAUCCAGCUAAAGUAGCCCUGCACAUAGAGGCAUCUUACGUUGAGGAUACUUCAAGUGUCCUCAGAAAUGGAUCCCCCACCCCUGCUGAAGCACAGUAGGAAAGUUGCCAAUAUUUGCACCAUCAUUACAUGCCCACGUUGCACAAGAGCUUCUGAGAGGGAAGGUGGCAUCAAAGCUAGAUGGUGUUUUACAACUAGGGGUUGUUUGUUCUUUGUUUCUUUGUUUUGCACUUUAAAAAAAGAGAAUACAUGCAAAUGGACUUUUUUAAAACAUGUUCAUAUUUGAUGGCUGUAAGGGCUAUAAAUUAACUUGAAUAGGGGGUAUUUUUCCCCAUCAUAUUAAAUUUAAAAACAAAACACAUCCCAGACACUGAUAGUAUGUAUUUUUUAUUUAAUUGGUGGGUUUAGGAAGUAAACUUUUAUUUUGUUUGCAUGUCCAUUUCUUUGGGGUUUUUUGUUUUGUUUUGUUGGUUUUUUUGGUGUUUGUCUUUUUUUUCUUUGUUUUUUUAAUAAUUUCACAGUAGUGGUCAUCAAAAGUUACGUUUCUUUGCUCGCUUCAUUUUUUUCCUCUGAUAAUUCAAAACUGGAACAAAAGUAUAAAUGUUAUUUAUUUUGGGCAGCAUUUUUUUCCCUGUGUUGUUUUUAAAUAUAUGUAAAGUAAAUAUUCCCCCCUCCUUUUUUUUUUCCAUUCUUUUUUUAUUCAUCUGGACCCUGGAAGUGAUUCUCAUUAAUUGUCAGAUUUCAUUAACCUUCCUUCCUCAUGGAUAGUAGCUACCAAUGUAAUUAAGCAUUUGUGUUCUGAUACCUGAGGCAGGUUAUUAUCCAGUUCUUCUCAGAGCAUUUGGAAAGGUUGUUUUAAAUGGAUACCUAAGUUAAAACCCUAUUCAGAAAAAGACUGUAAUUACAAGUAGGAAGGAGUGGCCUAAAUGGUAAAAUAUGAUGAAGUCAGACAAAAUGCAGGCUUUAUAGUUUCAUGAUUUCAGUAUAUAAAAAUCUGUCCAUUUCUACCUGGACAAGUCCCGUGAAAAAGUGGAAGAUUUAAAAUAAUUUCCUUACAGAUGUUUUAUUUAAGCAGGUAGCACAAUCUACUAAUGUUGUUUGAUCUGUGUUUGUUAUAUUGGUUGUAAUUAAUUUUUUAAUUCAUGACUAGCAGAAAAUUUAUUAAAUUAACUAUUAACUACAUUCACCUUGUAAAUUACUGUAUAAAACUUGUUGACAAUGCACUGACUUUAGAAAGAUGUUAAUGUACAUAAAUAGAGUGUAAAUAAAAUAGUGUUGAUGUACUGAAAUAUGAACUGUAUAAAAAAGUAUUGGUAAUUGUAUAUGGAGUGUACCUGUUUAUCUGUAACUAUUAUCCAAACAAAUUAAAUACUGUGGAUGCAUC
Messenger RNA from Leptonychotes weddellii (Weddell seal), 3692 nucleotides. The record is from RefSeq and is a predicted model, not a curated record. NCBI's taxonomy places the organism in Eukaryota, Metazoa, Chordata, Mammalia, Carnivora, Phocidae.